Cyclopterus lumpus (lumpfish) is the source of this 300-nucleotide messenger RNA. Its product is annotated as transmembrane protein 233. The transcript is spliced from 2 exons. The coding region runs from base 1 to 300 and encodes 99 amino acids. Gene Ontology annotation, cellular component: membrane. The record is from RefSeq and is a predicted model, not a curated record. NCBI's taxonomy places the organism in Eukaryota, Metazoa, Chordata, Actinopteri, Perciformes, Cyclopteridae.
AUGACCACCAAGUCCUCAUUGGACGGGAGCGCCGACCACCUGAAAUGCGGGGAGGCUCAGGAGAUUCCCCCUCUUAGGAACUAUCUCUGUCUCACCAUGUUCACCUGUUUCUGUCCUGUAUGGCCCAUCAAUAUUGUGGCGCUGGUUUUCUCUGUGCUGGCUCAAAAGAGCUAUGAGGAAGAGGACUAUGAUGGCUCCAAGCGGCUGGGUCGGAAAGCUCUCCACCUGGGGAUUGUUUCCUUUGCCAUUGGCCUUGUGAUCAUCACUGCGUACACUGUUGUGCACUUUACCACGGUAUAA